Messenger RNA from Mizuhopecten yessoensis (Yesso scallop), 899 nucleotides. Its product is annotated as apolipoprotein D-like. The record is from RefSeq and is a predicted model, not a curated record. Lineage: Eukaryota; Metazoa; Mollusca; Bivalvia; Pectinida; Pectinidae. The transcript has 4 exons. Gene Ontology annotation, molecular function: pigment binding. The coding region runs from base 83 to 697 and encodes 204 amino acids.
GUAUAGUUUCCAUUUUGAAACACGCUCCGAAACAUGUGAAUCCGGAGUUCCCAACUGCCUAUAUAAGGCGGGUGGGAACGCUAUGAAAAGUGUGCAGACUUUCACAGGAACUGACCAACACGACAUCAUCAAUACGACAAUGAUCGGACAAGCUUUACUUCUAGCGGCGGCUAUUGCCCUGACCUCAGCACAGUCUUUCAGUUUCGGAGGAUGCCCAUCUGCAACCACGCAGCAAAGCUUUGAUCUCAGCCAGUACCUCGGAAUUUGGUAUGAACUUUACCGAUUCCCGACUAGCUACGAGAAGGGACAGAGGUGCAUCACCGCCAACUAUACCCUUCAAGCCAACAACCACAUCUACGUUCACAACGAGGGCUUUGACCCCAAAACAGGCAAACCCUCAAUAGCUAUUGGUGACGCUUAUCAGAAUGACCCCCAGAACUCUCCCUCCAAACUCAAGAUCAGAUUCGCAGCCCACACACCUUACGGAAACUACUGGGUCCUGAAGACAGAUUAUACCUCCUAUACACUCAUUUACUCAUGUAUUGAUAUCCUCGGACUCAGCCAUCUCGAGCAGGCCUGGAUCAUGUCUAGGGAACGAUCUCUUCCUCAGGCCAAGAUUGAUGAGCUGAUGGACGUCUUCAAGAGUUUCAAAAUUGAUACAAAUCACUUUUUGAAAGCUGAUCAAGCCGGCUGUUGAGUACAAUCUUUACAUUGGACUUUCAUUUGCCAUUGUGACAUUGUUUAACAUUUUCAAUCAUCUUAUAUCUUUCAAGAAAUAUUGGCAAGCGGAUUGCUACACAUCCAAAACAACUGAAGAUUCAAUGCUUCUGCAUUAGUGAAAUACAAAUGUACUGUGAUAAUGUUAUGGUUUUUUUACAAUAAAUUCAAAUACGAAUUAA